Messenger RNA from Scomber scombrus (Atlantic mackerel), 572 nucleotides. RefSeq names its product lymphocyte antigen 97, tandem duplicate 3 (gene ly97.3). The record is from RefSeq and is a predicted model, not a curated record. Lineage: Eukaryota; Metazoa; Chordata; Actinopteri; Scombriformes; Scombridae. The coding region runs from base 108 to 386 and encodes 92 amino acids. The transcript is spliced from 4 exons.
ACAAAGUAUGAACGGGUAUAAAAGAGGGAAAAGUCGAUGAAUAGGUUUCAGUUAUUGGCUUUAUCCGAGACAGACAAACCAGCAAGGCUGCUGCAUUGAAAAGAACAAUGAAGUCGUUGGUCUUGGCUUUAACCAUCGCCCUGCUGUUUACAGCUGGUGAAGCUCUGGACUGCCACCGGUGUAUGUCCAAAAAGGCUGGAGGAACCUGUGAGCUCACUGUGGAGACCUGUAAACCAGGGAAGGACGGCUGUGCUGCUGCAAGGUUCCUCAGAGAACCAUUUGGCCAGUUCCAGCGAUGCAUGGCUAUGUCAGACUGCGAGAUGUUGAAGAUGAAUUCAUACAUCAACAUCAAGUGCUGUAGCGAUGACAUGUGCAACACCUAUUAAAAUUCAAAAAAUAAUGUUAACAUCUGGACAAAAAAACUGUGCUAGAGUACCUUUGAGCAAGGCACCAAAUGACUGACAGUUUGUGGCUCCUUCAGGCAAUGCCCGGCUGUGAUUACAUGAAUUUGAAGAAGCUUGUUCCUCUGUAAAACUUUUCCUCAAACAAAUUAAAAAAGUUUUAAAAAAAGA